UUGCCCACCAUCUCCGCUCAAUCUCUCAACACGCUCAAUCUUUUCCCUCCUCCCUCUCUGUGCGAACUGAAUAUUCUCUAUAAAAUCCGUCGAGCAUAUAUAUAUACACACGCGCGUCUACAUUAAUCUCUCUUUCUAUAUAUACGUGAGGGGGAGAGGGAGACAGAGACAGACGGAGAGAAAUCUCUCUCUGAGAAGAUAAGAGUAGAGAGAGAGAGAGAGAGAGCAGGGAAAGCAAAACGAUUCCCUUGGAAUUGGAAUUGGAAUUCACCGCCCGAGGGAUUCCAUUUUUCCCAUUUUUCGAUUCGUUUUUCAUUGAACAUUCCGCUCCCAGACCCGUAAUAAAAGAAAACCAACAAUCCCUCAAACUCUUGGACAAAACGAACAGGGAGGAGAGAACGAGACAACGCGGAGAAGGGAAAACGAAUACCCAGUUCCCGGUUUGAUCUGUGGGGUUAGGGGCUUUUGGGUUUUGUUUUAUUUUUUUGUGUUUCUGUGGGCAUGAGGUUGAACGGCGAAAUCGGAGGAGAGGAGGAGGAGAAGAAGGUGGCUGAGUGCUUGAACUCGCAAGCGUAUUCGAUCGGCGGGGGGUUUUCUCAGCCACAGUCUCAGAAACUCGUCGUCGGCUACGCCUUGACCUCCAAGAAGAAGAAGAGCUUCUUACAGCCCAAGCUUCUCUGCCUCGCUCGGAAUAAGGGGAUAUUUUUUGUACCCAUUGAUUUAAAGAGGCCUCUGUCCGAUCAAGGUCCUUUCGACGUUGUUUUGCAUAAGUUGUCAGGAACGGACUGGUGCGAGGUUAUUGAGGAAUACAGGCAAAAACAUCCUGAAGUAGCAGUCCUUGAUCCUCCAGAUGGGAUACAACAUCUACACAAUCGCCAGUCCAUGCUUCAGGAUGUGGCAGAUCUAAACUUGUCUGACUGCCAUGGCAAGGUUGGUGUUCCAAGGCAGUUGGUCAUAACAAAAGAUCCAUCUUCUAUUCCUUAUGAAGUUUCUAAAUCUGGGCUAAAGUUGCCACUUGUGGCAAAACCUUUAGUUGUGGAUGGAAGUGCCAAGUCACAUGAACUAUCUCUUGCUUAUGAUCAAUUCUCCCUAACAGAACUUGAACCUCCUUUGGUUCUCCAGGAGUUUGUUAACCAUGGUGCCAUCCUCUUCAAAGUUUAUAUUGUCGGUGAAACGAUAAAGGUUGUGAGGCGUUUCUCUCUGCCUAAUGUUAGUAAAUGUGAGCUAGCAAAAGUUUCUGGUGUGUACCGUUUCCCAAGGGUUUCAUCUGCUUCAGCUUCAGCAGAUGAUGCAGAUUUGGAACCUGGUGUUGCUGAACAUCCUCCACGACCUCUGCUGGAGAAGCUUGCAAGGGAGCUCCGUCGCCGAUUGGGUCUCCGGCUGUUCAACAUAGAUAUGAUCCGAGAGCAUGGGACCAGAGAUGUCUUUUAUGUGAUUGACAUCAACUACUUUCCUGGGUAUGGGAAAAUGCCGGACUACGAGCACAUAUUUACAGAUUUCCUUCUGAGCCUAGUGCAGAGCAAGUAUAAGAAGAGACCUGCUACUUAACUGUUGAAAGUAAAUAUAUCCAUUGUACAUGAUGUUUGUUGCAGGUGUGCUCCAUGGAAAUUGAAGGACAGUCAAAUCUAGUUUUUACUUCUGUAAUACUGGCUGGUAUGAAAUGUCCUUUGCUCAAGCCACUACCAUGUAAAAAAGGUUCUCAGUGCUAUCUAAGCUAUUUAUAUUUCUGAUACUCCAUGCUGUUUCUAGGCCGAAUGAGCAAAUGUCUGGUGUCCACAUAACCUUCCAUUUGAUGAGACAAAUCACCACUUCCCAAUUUGUAUGGGGGCACCGACUGAUUCUCUCUUCUCGUAAAGGAUUCAACCUGGUUGCCUUCCCUGACGGAAAUUUUCUACCUAGCGAAUCCAGUAAAAGAAGCGAAGCUUGACACUACAACUACCCUUCCUGUUUUUAAUUUUUAACGAGUUUUUGUAAUUCUUUUUGUUUGUUCCUUCGUUUUUUUUUUCCUUAUCUUUUGGCUCCUGUUAUUGCUAUUAGCUUCGGGUUAUAGACUUGCAAAUCUUUAUAGAACGCCUUUUGUUCUUGAUUUAAAAUUUGGUUGCCAAUUGUGAUGGGAUGAUGCUUCUUUUUAGACUCGUGUACCAAUUAAUUAGACUCCCAAAGGACCUAAUUGGGCAUGACUUGCUUCUAGUGUUGCUUGCGAGGUGGGCUUUAAUAAAUCUAUUUUGGGUUUUUUGGGG
This is a messenger RNA of Corylus avellana, 2240 nucleotides long. RefSeq names its product inositol-tetrakisphosphate 1-kinase 4. The record is from RefSeq and is a predicted model, not a curated record. Gene Ontology annotation, molecular function: inositol-1,3,4-trisphosphate 6-kinase activity; inositol-3,4,5,6-tetrakisphosphate 1-kinase activity; ATP binding. NCBI's taxonomy places the organism in Eukaryota, Viridiplantae, Streptophyta, Magnoliopsida, Fagales, Betulaceae. Gene Ontology annotation, cellular component: cytoplasm. Gene Ontology annotation, biological process: inositol trisphosphate metabolic process.